UCUUGGCGUCAUCACCCUUCGCGGAAGUCGGUGACUGAUGAUGGUGGCCUCGUCAGUUUAACAGCAGGAAGAGGAUGUUUGCUUAUACUGAAAGAAUAAUAUCACCCAAUCACAAGUCUUUAUAACAGAGAAAACCACCAAAGUUUUUUCUACUGAGACCCGCGGAGGGGAUCUGUCUACCGCUCGGCCUCUGUGAGCCUGAACUAGGGUGCCGGACAACAUGUCCCUGUUCCAGUCGGCACUGGAUUUUCUAGCCGGGCCCGGCUCGUCCGGAGCGGCCAGCCGGGACCAGAAUGACUUCGUCGGACAAAUUGUUGAGCUCGGUGACAUGAAACUGAGGAUCAAGAGGGUGAUUGCGGAAGGUGGAUUUGCCUUUGUGUAUGAAGCCCAGGACAUGAGCAGCGGUAAAGACUAUGCUCUCAAGAGGCUGCUGUCCAAUGAGGAGGAGAAGAACAAGGAAAUCAUCCAGGAAGUCUGCUUCAUGAAAAAGCUGUCAGGUCAUCCGAAUAUGGUUCAGUUCUGCUCUGCUGCCUCCAUCAGUAAGGAGGAGUCUGACACCGGACAGGCCGAGUUCCUGAUCCUCACUGAGCUGUGUAAAGGUCAGCUGGUGGAGUUCAUAAAGCGGGUCGAGCAGAGGGCUCUGCUGUCAUGUGACACCGUGCUGAAAAUCUUCUACCAGGCGUGUCGCGCCGUGCAGCACAUGCACAAACAGAAGCCUCCAAUCAUACACAGAGACCUCAAGAUUGAGAACCUCUUGAUUAGUAACCAGGGCACCAUCAAGCUGUGUGACUUUGGCAGCUCCACCACAGUGUCACAUUACCCCGACUACAGCUGGUCGGCACAGAAGAGGUCCAUGGUGGAGGAUGAGAUCACAAGGAACACCACUCCGGCGUACCGAACGCCAGAGAUGAUCGAUCUCUACUCCAACUUUCCAAUCAACGAGAAGCAAGACAUCUGGGCCCUGGGAUGCAUCCUCUACCUGUUGUGUUUUAAGCAGCAUCCAUUCGAGGAUGGCGCCAAGUUGCAAAUCGUCAACGGGAAAUACGCCAUCCCUCAGAACGAUGUCAAGUACACUGUGUAUCACGAGCUCAUACGUUCCAUGCUGAAGGUGAACCCAGAGGAGCGUCUGUCCAUUACAGAGUUGGUCAACCAGCUCCAGGAGAUAGCAGCGGCACGCAACGUCAACCCCAAGUCUCCCAUUACAGAGCUGCUGGAGCAGAACGGAGGGUUCGGCAACAACGGAGCACAGCCGCCCAUGCAGAUCCACAACGUCCAAAACAAUGCAGGUGUGUACGAUCCUGACCAGUCCGGCAGUGGUCUCUUGGAUAUCUUGAGAGGAGGAACCGAGCGAUUCCUGACCAACAUAAAGGACACGUCCUCUAAGGUCAUCCAGUCAGUAGCCAGCUAUGCCAAAGGGGACCUGGAUAUUUCAUACAUCACCUCCAGAAUAGCAGUUAUGUCUUUCCCAGCUGAAGGGGUGGAGUCGGCGAUAAAAAACAACAUCGAGGACGUCCGCCUGUUCCUGGAUUCACGUCAUGCUGGCCACUACGCUGUGUACAACCUCUCCAAGAGAUCGUACAGGCCGUCUCGAUUCCACAACAGGGUAUCAGAGUGUAACUGGCAGGUACGUCGUGCCCCUAACCUCCGCAGUCUCUACAGUGUAUGUAAGAACAUGCAUCUAUGGCUGAAACAGGACCAGAGGAACAUCUGUAUAGUCCACUGUCUGGAUGGCAGAGCAGCAUCAGCGGUGGCGGUUUGCUCCUUCCUGUGUUUCUGUCGCCUUUUCACCACAGCUGAGGCGGCCGUCUACAUGUUCUCAAUGAAACGCUGCCCGCCUGGCAUUGCGCCCUCACACAAGAGGUAUAUCGAGUACAUGUGCGACAUGAUGGCAGAGGAGCCCAUCAUCCCUCACUGCAAGCCUGUAAUCAUCCGCUCCAUCACCAUGACGCCCGUGCCGCUGUUCAACAAGCAGCGCAACGGGUGCAGGCCGUUCUGCGAAGUUUAUGUCGGCGAUGAGAGGGUGCUGACCACAUCACAGGAGUAUGACAAGAUGAAGGAUUUUAAGAUAGAAGAUGGGAGAGCGGAGAUUCCCCUCAAUGUUACAGUCCAAGGAGACGUACUGGUGGUGAUCUAUCAUGCAAGAUCCACACUGGGAGGACGUCUACAGGCAAAGAUGGCAUCCAUGAAAAUGUUUCAGAUUCAGUUCCACACAGGCUUUGUGCCGAGAAACGCCACUACAGUCAAGUUUGCCAAGUAUGAUCUGGAUGCCUGUGACAUCCAGGAAAAGUAUCCAGACCUUUUCCAGGUCAACUUGGACAUCGAGGUGGAACCCAGAGACAGACCCAGCACCAAGAGUCCUCCGUGGGAGGGCUUCCAAACCAAGGGCCUCAACCCCAAAAUCCUUUUCUCCUCCCGUGAUGAACAGCAGGAGAUCCUCAGCAAAUUUGGUAAGCCGGAGCUGCCUCGUCAGCCAGGCUCCUCUGCAUUUUAUGACUCGGAGUCGCCCCAGCCAGCUCAGACCCCAGAGGGCUCCAACACAACAGAGCCAGAAUCUCCUAUGAGUAAUGACACCAACGCCAGCAACUUCUUCCAGACACUGGAUUGGGAAGAUGUGCAUGGUCCUCAGGAUGCCUCAGACAGUCAAGGAGGGGGAUCCAUGAAUGACCAGGAGGACCUGAGUGACCAAUCAGAUGGAGAGUCUUACUCUUAUUCUGCCCCCAGUGGAGAGCAACUGUCACGAGACAACAGCGAGCCACUGUUUGAUGCUGACUUCCAGACCUCCCCUCCUGCACCCCAGGACUCUCCUCUGGGUGACACAGCUGACCUCCUGGGGUUGAACUCGGACCCUCAACCUCCCUCCAUGUCCUCAACCGCCUCCUCUGCCGCUCAUCCAGCAGAGCAGGGAGGAAUGAAAGCUGCUUCCAGCAACAGCGAUCUCCUCAACGACCUGUUUGCACCUCCUGCUGGUCAGACGGGAGCGGUGCAGGAAGACCUGUUCUUCAGCGGGUCGACCAGUGGGGCCACACCGGACUCAAAACCUAUGGGCGACCUGUUUGAUCCGUUUGGGAUGGGGUCCGGCUCCGGUGUCGGUUCCAGUGUCGGCUCAUCCCGACAGGCCUCUGGCCCGGACCUGUUUGGAGACUUGUUGGGCUCUGACAGUUCAGCAACCAGCGGAUUUAGUUCAGCUCACAGUAACCCCACUCCUGCUUCCAACACCAGCCUCUUCAACCUCAAUAAGCUUGUGAAUGACGUCCCGAAGAUGACGUCAUCGGCCAGCCAACCGGACCUGCUGGGUGGGUGGGACAACUGGGCAGCCGGCACCACCGCCGGCAUGACCAACACGACCAGCAAACCCAACUAUACCAACACUGCUUCUGGUGUUUCAUCCAUGUCAAAGGCCAAGUCUCAGACCUUUGACCCUUUUGCUGACCUCGGAAACCUUGGCGCUAAUUUACCAGGAUCCUCCAGCAGUAAUUAUUCCGGGAGCUCCUUUAACGCUAAAGGUCCUUCUUCCUCCGCCUCCUCCUCUGCGAAGCCUCAAGCCCAGCCCUGGCAGUCUGGAAGACCCGCCUCAGCCCAAAACAAAUCUUGGAUGCCCGGAUCAGGACCUGGAUCUGCACCCAAACCAUCCUCAGCAUCUCAGCCGCCAGGACCACAGUCCACUAAACCCAACUACAACCUCAACUUCUCAAGUGUCAUCGGUGGGAGAGAGGAGAGAGGAGUUCGCGGGCCUGGAUUUGGCCCCAAACCCAAGGUAAAGGAGGACGAUUUUGAGGACCUGCUGUCAACUCAGGGUUUUGCUUCUAAGCCUGAUAGAAAGGGACCACGGACCAUUGCUGAAAUGAGAAGACAGGAGAUCACAAAGGACAUGGAUCCUCUUAAAUUACAGAUUUUGGACUGGAUUGAGGGGAAGGAGCGAAACAUCCGAGCGCUGCUGUCGACUCUCCACACAGUGUUGUGGGAGGGUGAAACCCGCUGGAAGCCCGUCGGCAUGGCGGACCUGGUGACGCCCGACCAGGUGAAGAAAUACUACAGGAAGGCUGUGCUGGUUGUCCAUCCAGAUAAGGCAACAGGCCAGCCGUAUGAACAGUACGCUAAGAUGAUCUUCAUGGAGCUGAACGACGCCUGGUCAGAGUUCGAAAACCAGGGAUCCAAAGCACUCUUCUAAAACCCUGGCCAGGAUCCCAGCUAGACCAGACCAGCCCAGAUUGGACUGGAUUUGGCCUAACCAAACACGGGGUUAGACUGGGCCAGAUUGGACAGGACUGAGCCCACAUUGGGCCUUAGGGGGUGCAACAAGCCUCUGAGAGGUGUCCUCUCUACCAUUCCCUCCCUCCUUCUUUACUUUCUUCUGUUUCUACAGUCAACAGAAAAAAAACUGACCUUUUGCCUCACACCUGGCUGUGGUGAAAAAUCUCCUCACUUGUUCAUGAACAGCCAGUUAAAAUAAACGUCGUGAUCGUUCUGAAACUCACUGCCUACCUGUGUGACUGCCUGAGUGGUGCUGCAAAACAUCGGGAGGGAGGAACAGGUGACAAUCACGUGGAGAAGGCGAACCGGAAAUCGGAUAAUACGAGGACUUUUAAAAAGAUCAAGAUAAGUGUCGUGACAUUGUGUGUUCAGAUGAAACAGACCCGACAGUAAAGGCCGUGGCUGGUAAGAUUUUUCAUUCGUGCUUUUGCAAACAUCCAGUCAUUCAGCUGACCGGUGAACAAAGACUGAGCAUGGCUGUAGGGUUUUCAGCAUGCCAGCCAACACGAAAAUUCACAAAAUCGUUUGAAAGUCAAAUUUUUAAGCUUAGUCGCCUCAAAAAAUGUCUAAUGAAUAUCGGAACUUACCAGCCACAGCAUCAAUGAAUGAUAAGCUCCAAUCCUGCCUCUAAUGCAGAAGCAGGGUUUAAACCUUCCCAUGAUUUUGAAGCAAGGUAGACCUGUUGAAAGUACCCAUCUGAAGUGCUGCUGCUGCACCUUUUGGUUUGUUCUUGAGCCAUUCCCUCUCCACAGAGUCCCGAGUGUUGCCUGCUGAACACUACUCAUGCUGCUUCUACCUUUACAGUUAUUGCUGCACAACACUCCUCAGAUCGACGUUCAAAAAAAACAACAAAAAAACGUGCAUCCGAAACUUCUCAAACUUCUGUCGGAGCCCCCGUAUAAUUCCCAAGCGGGCAGUCGUGUUGUUGUUUUUUUUUGAAGUGCUCUUUUAAUUCCACCCACUCAGGCUGCGCCCUGUAGCUAACUGCAUGCUGUCUAACACCAAACCUCCCAACAACAGGGGGGCAGGUGCGUGUUUUUGACUUCAGACCAGGGUAAUCCAAACGGGCUCUUUUUAUUGAAGUGCUCCUUUUUGUCGCCGCAGAAACAGAGAAGUCUACCUGCUUAGUUUUUCGCUGGGUGGCGGAUUUACAAGUCUUCCCAGCCUCUCCAUCAUCGCUGUUCUUGACCCUCUGAGCCCCACUCGUCUCUGGAGUUUAAGUUUUUUCUUUUUUGUCGUAGUAAGAGGUUUAAAAAGUGAAGGAUUGAAAAGAGAAUAUGGUGAUUUAAUCUGGUUUUCUUGUAUUUUCGGGGGGUUUAGUAUUAAGCUGUUUGUCGGUUAACCAUGGCUUCAGUGUAAAUAUAAAACUCUUAUCAUCCAUCAAGUGGCUUUGUUAAGAUUAGCAGCCUGGGCAUUUGAUUUGCUGUCGAUGCUUGGCUGUGUGAUUGUGUGUGUGUGUGCACGAGUGUGCAUGUGUGUGUGUUUCUUUCUAGAAUAAGAUAAUGAAACCUUGUCUAACAUCAUGCUUUCUUAUCUGCAAUCACAAUCCUAUUUUUUUUUUCCUUAAUUUAACUUUUUCCAGUGUUUGUCUUUUCCAAAAAUUUCCAGCUCUGGCUUUUUUUUUUCCUUAUUUUUUUUAUUUCACAUCUUACCUCAUGGACCAAUCAAAUCACCCGUUUUCUUAUUUAUUAUGUUUUGUUUUUUGGGGGGGAGGACUGGGGGUUAAUGACGUUUUAAUAAUGGCACAAAUAUCAAAUUGACAUAAUAUAUAAGUGGAAUGUGCUGAGGACAGUGGGACAGUUGUUGUUUGAUCACAGUGAGCCUCUUAUUUUUUUGCUGUUUUCAUUCCAAAGCAUCAAAUAUUAAUACGAAUGUGCUUUUACAAAUAUAUAUCCUCUCUGUUAAGUGGUAUGUGUUUAUCAUUUGUCUGUUCAUUUCAGUCUGUCAUUUCUUUUUUUCAAACUUUGUUUUUGACUUCUUUUCUCCUCUGAAGGCAGAACUGAAGUUGUAGCUUCUGUUUUACAGUUUUGUUAAAAUUCCAGUACAAGGGGCCAUCGAACCUAAAUAAGAAAAUGAAAUAAAAAAAAAUUAAAUAAAUUAAAAUCCAGUUGAAACUUUCUUAUAUAGUAUAAAGAGGGGGAAUUGCAAAAACCACACAUCAACAGUGUACCAAAAUUACAUCAUACUAAUAUGAAUGUAGUCUUCAAUGCAACAGAUAAUUAAAGAUACUUUUGAUCUGAGGCAAAAGUU
Messenger RNA from Acanthochromis polyacanthus (spiny chromis), 6501 nucleotides. It is a transcript of the gene gak, whose product is annotated as cyclin G associated kinase. The coding region runs from base 221 to 4168 and encodes 1315 amino acids. The record is from RefSeq and is a predicted model, not a curated record. Lineage: Eukaryota; Metazoa; Chordata; Actinopteri; Pomacentridae. The transcript has 29 exons. Gene Ontology annotation, molecular function: protein serine/threonine kinase activity; AP-2 adaptor complex binding; ATP binding. Gene Ontology annotation, cellular component: cytoplasm. Gene Ontology annotation, biological process: protein phosphorylation; positive regulation of Notch signaling pathway; regulation of clathrin-dependent endocytosis.